AUGGACGCGCUGUUCGCGCUGCUCCGCGCGCUGCGCCUGGCGCUCGACCUGCUGCUGCUGGUGCUCGACCUCAACUUCUUCCUCGUGUCCUCGCUGGUGUCGGCGCUGCUGUGGCUGCUGUCGGCCGCCUGCGGCCUGCCCGCGGCGGCGGCGGGCGGCGCGCUGGCGUGCUGGGACGCGGCGGUGCUGGCGCUGGCGCGGGGGUGCUGCGGGGGGCUGGAGGGGCUGCGGGCGCUGGCGCGGCUGGCGGCGCAGGCGGCGCUGCGGGGCCGGGAGCUGGCGCAGCGGGGGCUGGGCGCGGCGCUGGGCUGCGGGCAGGCGCUGGGCCGGCAGGCGUGCGAGGCGCUGGCCAUCGCGGGCAGCCUGCUGGUGUACCUGGCCAACAGCCUGGUCAACGUGUGCCUGCUGGGCGCGCAGAACCUGCUCACGCUGCUGGCCGCGCUCUGGGACUCGCUGGCGGUGCCGGCGCUCCGGCUGUCCGAGCUGCUGGCCGCCCUCCUGGCCCACGUGUCCAGCGGGGCCAUCGCCGUGUCCAUCCUGCUCUGGUCGCCCUGCCAACUGGCCCUCGAGCUGCUCUGCACCAGCGCCCAGAUCUUCGUCAGCGUCUUCUUCGUCAACGUCUACGGGCUGGGGCUGCUCCUCCUCAUCGUGGCCGUGGGCACCUUCCUCCUCAACCCCGGGCUGCCGUGGACGCUGGCGGGACACUUCCUGGGGUACAUCCAGGGGUACUUCCACGCCCUGCCCGCUUUCCAGCGCCUGAAGAGGGACGCGUGGCGGCUCUACCAGGUGGCCAUCCUAAGCGUGGGCAUGGCCAUGACCUCCCAGCCCUGGCGCAGGCUGGCCCACUGGGUGCUGCAGCUCACGGACUGGAGCCUGCAGGUGACCAACUGGAGCCGGGGAGGCAGAGGGACCAACCGGGGCAGCGACCAGCGAGGGGCUGUGGCGGUGGCCAGGGCGCUGGGCCAGCUGCUGGACGAGGAGCAGGUGGCACAGCCGCGCCCCGGGAAUCGCGCUGGGACGGCCCAUGGCAGGGUGGCCGUGGGCAGGCUGCUGGACGAGGAUGAGGAGCAGCUGGAGGCAGGACAGAUGCCACUGCCACGCCCUGCCCUGAGCCGUGCUGCGGCGGCACAGCAUCCCCAGGCAGCCAGGCAGGAGCCAGGCCCGUCCUGGGGGAAGGCUCCGAGGAAGCAGCAGCUGAACGCGACGGCCGGGAACGCCGAGGGAGCGCCGGACAACGACCCCUGGGUGCUGCUGAAGGAGCAGGAGGAGCGCAAGAAGUGCGUCAUCUGCCAAGACCAAACCAAGACGGUGCUGCUGCUGCCCUGCAGGCACCUGUGCCUGUGCCAAGAGUGCACGGAGGUGCUCCUGCAGCAGGCCAUCUACCAGCGCAACUGCCCGCUGUGCCGCCAGAUGAUCCUGCAGACCCUCAACGUGUACCUGUGAGCCCCACGGCACAGGAGGGGCUUGGGUUGUUCUCCCAGGAGCAGGUCAAAGGCACCCCCCCUGCCUGCACUUCCUUCCCAGGGCUGCCCCGAGCAGCUUCCAAAGAAACUUGAGGAUGGUGCUGGAAGGGCAGAGCACUGUUGGGGUCGUGUGCUGGUCACGUUUGCUACGUACCUAGGUUGUAGCUCUUGCUAGCAAGCACAACACUGAUCUCUGCAGGGGGCUGGAAGAGAGUUACCUGGGGUUGUUUUUUUUUGUUGUUGUUGACGACUUUUGCUGUUUUUCAAGGCCUGUUGUUUGCCUCGAGCCCGCAGCAGCCUGAGAUCCAAAGCAGAGCCAUGCUCUGGUCCCUCGUAGCCAAAGCUGAUGGAAAAGUUAAAGGCUCUGCCCUCCCAGGAAUCACAGGGGCUGGUGCGAGGCAAGGGAAGAGUUUUCCCGAGGUCUCACUAGAAAACUACCUGGCUGGCUGCGUUCAGGCCUCUGUUUUCUCCUCCCACCAUGGAAGUGGGGGAGUUCCCUGGGAGAGGAAGGAGCACACUCAAGUUUUUUUGACUCUGCUCCCAGAGAGCUGAGCCUGGCUCCCAGCUGGAGAACAGUUUUCAGCAUCCCAGCCACCCAGUGGCUUUGGUUUCUGAAGGAUAUCCCUUGCCAGGACAGCGUGGAGCCCUGCAGAGCUCAGUGUUGCUGCUGCUUCCACGCAUCACCUAUGCAAGACUAGCAAGCACACGUCAGGUUUUCCUGCAAAGGGAUUUGGCUGGAGGGCGUUACUCUUUCUGCUUAGGGAACCUGAGGGGUGGCCAGCCAGCCACUGCUUCCAGCCCUGGCAGCAGCAGCAGCCCAGCUCUGAGCCAAGGCUGGAGAACCCUCUCCAGAUAAUAGAUAUUUUCAGGCUCAGAGCACCCUGGGACAGGCAGGUUCACAUCAGAGCUUGCUCUCACCUUCCUAGGGGCUGGGCUGGUUAGAAGGAGGAGAG
Molecule: messenger RNA, 2416 nt
Organism: Empidonax traillii (willow flycatcher)
Lineage: Eukaryota; Metazoa; Chordata; Aves; Passeriformes; Tyrannidae
Gene: RNF26
Product: ring finger protein 26
Exons: 1
Coding region: 1-1443 (480 amino acids)
Biological process (GO): protein ubiquitination; ubiquitin-dependent protein catabolic process
Molecular function (GO): ubiquitin protein ligase activity
Source: RefSeq, a predicted model, not a curated record